AUGCAUCUUUCACUGUCGCUGGUCACAGUCAUUAUUGUUCUGCUUCACUCUAUCUCCGUUGUAAAAGGUGGAAUAUUUAGUUGGAACAGAACGGAGGUUUGCGUUAGCGCAAGAAGAAUGCAGUUGAUACAACAAAGGGUUGACAGUUUUCAAAGGAUUAUCCAAAGUUAUAAGAAGUUGAAUACGAGAUACGAAGACAGAAUAGUCCAAGUGGAUACAAUUUCUCAAAUAAUAACAAAUAAUCUGAAAGAAGCAUUUCCCAGUAGAGCAAGUAUCACUGAUCGAUAUUACCAGUGUAUAAACAAAAAUUACCUGGAAUACCACAGACCAGACAUCUUCAAGGUGAUGAUGCCGUCAGUGCUGGUCCUCAUAGAGGAAUAUAAGGAAAUUGAUCCAGACAUAAAUGCGGCCCUUUUUCACUGCAAAUAUUUAUUAAAGGAAGCAAAAGAUGAGCUAAAACACAGUAGAUUUGGACCUGCAUACACUGGAUGUGAUAGGUUCCUGCCACCUUUCUCUUCUCAAGGUAUAAGAAGCUGGAAUCUCUUAGUAUCUCAAGUAUAUGAAGAAAUGUCUACACGUGAGGCUAUUAAAGAGUUACUGCCAAUAUAUGAAGCCAUCGUUGACAGACUGACGUCUGUCCAACAAUGGUUCCGGUGGAAGAAGCAGUGUUGACACGCCUUGUGUCAACUUCAUUUUCUUAUGUUUUAACAAUGAAUUAACAGUAAUUUAACAGCACACCCUUCUUCAUUUAUUAUUAAUGCAAAAGUAAUCAUAUUAAAGUA
Molecule: messenger RNA, 782 nt
Organism: Trichobilharzia regenti
Lineage: Eukaryota; Metazoa; Platyhelminthes; Trematoda; Strigeidida; Schistosomatidae
Source: the annotation of a GenBank genome assembly